AUGGCCACCGCCAACCCUUUCGAUAUCCUCGGAGACGAUGACAACGACGAUCCGUCGCAUCUGAUCUCUGUCCAACAGCAGAAGGUCGUCGCUAAGAAGCCAGCCCCUGCGGCCGCCGCAGCGGUGCCGGCAGCGGCGAAGCUUCCUACGAAGCCCGCCCCUCCGACCCUUGCUGGUGCGUUCCUCCGAUGGUUUUUCCAUGUACUGAACGGUCCCGCUGAUUUUUUAGCCUCUUUGGUGUUUUGAUUCGAGGCGAUGCGGCUAAUGUUAGGGUUUUGCUUGCUCGGUAUUCAGUCGCUUUUUUUCUGUGUGGCCGAAUGUAGAUUUCUCGUUUACGUGCUGAUUCGUUGUGUCAUUGAGAAGUGUGAUUUUACGCCUUAUCUAUUAGUCUUUGGUUGGUUACUGUAGCAAGGGAUGCCAGAGGCAGCACCGAGCCAGCACGAGGAGGUGGUAUUGGUGGUGGCCGAGGAGGACCGGGGCGUGGAAGGGGCCGUGGAGGCUUCCCCAGCCAGCAGAACAGGGAGUACGGUAAUGGUAAUGCGAACGGUUUUCCUGGAACAUAUGGCGGCGGUGGGGGCGGUGGCGGCGGGGGAGAAGAUGGCGAUGCGGAGAAGUCAGUUGACAGGGAGCGUGCAUCCUAUGGGGGACCACGUCAGCCCUACCGUGGUGGUCGCCGUGGUGGAUUUCGAGGAGGAGAGGUUGAAGGGGAUUCUGAACGCGCCCCAAGGAGACUUUAUGAACGUCGGAGUGGCACUGGCCGUGGCAGUGAGCUCAAGCGUGAGGGUUCUGGACGUGGCAAUUGGGGAACCCCAACUGACGAUGUGCUUCCACAGUUGGGUGUUUCUUCUCAUAACAGUUGGGUUUUUUAUUCCAUUUCAUAUUGUUUUUAAAAGAAUAACUCUCAUUGUUAAUUUAUUGGAGUAGGGAAGGUGAAGAAAUUGUGAACGUGGAAGGUAAGAAUGCCGAGAAGCAACUUGAGCAGGUAGAUGCGCCAGCAUCAGAUGCGAACAACGAAAACAAGGAGGGUGCCAAUGAGAAUGAAGAGAAGGAGCCAGAAGAUAAGGUAAGAUAUUAUUGCAUGAUGCCGUCAUCGUUUUUGUUAGAAUUUUUUUUUCCAGCAGAAGGUUAUCGCUAGUUUCCUACCAGCAGAAGGUUAUAGGGACAUUGAAGGUCCAUCCAUUAUUAGUGCUACUUUAAGCUCAAAUGUCAAUCUUUCAAGUGAAUUUUAUAAAUCCCCCAUAUAUGUAGGCAGUGAAAGGUUUGUUUUCAAUUAAUCCAGUUCUAAUCCUUUCAGUUAUUGGACAGGAUCUACAUUAGAUUAAAUUUACACUGCAUCAUUGAUUCUUCGAGAGUAAUCCAGUCCCCCGUCCAUUAUAGUCUACAUGUCACAUCUUAUUAGGUUGGCAAUUAAUCGUUGUUUGUGACAAUUAUUCUAGCAUUCACGCGCCGAAUUUUUGUGCUAAGAGGGUUUUGAUCAUAAGCGUCCAUGUUUGUUAAGUAGUCUCCGUUUGUUUUGCAGCUUAUAUGAUUUACAGAUCAUCAUUGGUUGUCUCUCGAUGUAUAAUGACUGGAAGAAAUUUCGGUACAGCAGUUGAUACCGUGGGGCCUUUUUUGUGACGAUUACCUCGUGACCGAAAUUCACUGCUAUGUUUGGUAUAGAACAGGAUGGCUUUGAUUUCAAUUUUUUUUUCAAGACUCUAACUGCUAGAAAACCGUCCUCUUUUGUUCCAAAAGUCAACGCAUAAUGGCAGUGGGCACGCUUUAAAGAGUUGCAAGGGGGAAGGUUGUUCUAUGCUGGUCUGCUACAGAGUCUUGUUUCUGAGAGACGCUUGUUUGCCCUUUUCGUUGGCUAAAAUCGUUGUUGCCCUCUAGAUAUCAACAUAUUAUCUUCGACUGUUUCUAUCGGGGACUGGAGAUAUUUGAGUUUUUUUCUGCAAUUAAUCAAUGCGGGCAGGGAUAGUUGACAGACAUUUACCAUUUGAUAUUAUUUAUUUAUUUUUAUGAGGAACUGGUAAUUAAGAGGACUCAAGGAUCGAUGAGUGCGGCUGUGGAGUGUUGGUUUCAUUUUAGAUGUAUCAUCCCUGGAAAUGUAAUUUUUCCCUUGUGGGAGGUCAGGAAUGAUAUCUGUUUCUUUUGCUCCGAUAGUGAUACCAACAAAUUUUGAUAGACACUCAAUACUUCUACUCCUAAUCCGAUCUGGACGAUUUCCAAUGAUCUCUAGCUGAUGUCUUCUACCGAGGUUCAAAGAUGCAUCUUAUUAUAUUUGAUACCCACCAGCAUUCGAUGUAAUUAUUUGGUUAUCUCGCUUGAAUGUGCCUGCAAACGAAAGUAGUUUAGUUGUAAGAAUAGUUGUCCCUCUUAUCCCGCUCUUUGAAUUACUUUCUUCAUCUGUGAGAUCGGGAGGGGGGGGCUCAGCUCAGCUAAAUUUUUAGUGAUCUUUUUCCCCGAGGAAAGAUUUUUCUCGUUAGAGCUUCAUGCGAGUGUUUGUAGAAGGUCAGUCUGUGAUAUUGAAGAUACGUUGAUCAGUGGCUCAAUCUUCCUUUCAUUUGCACCUGUUGAUUCCAACUUCUGUUAAUGUUUUGCGUAAUUAGGUGAAAAAACAUCGAUUAUUUUCCCUCUCGUCUGUUCUUCGUGAACCCGAAUUGCAUUAAUUGGUUCAAGUAUAUAUGAUACUGCUCGUUUCUCACCGAUUUAUGAUACCUAUGAUCAGGAGAUGACCCUGGAGGAGUACGAGAAAAUAAGGGAGGAGAAGCGGAAGGCUCUGUUGGCGCUCAAGGCCGAGGAGAGGAAGGUCGAGGUCGACAAGGAGCUCGAGGCGAUGCAGCAGCUCUCCCUCAAGAAGGGGAACGACGACAUCUUCAUCAAGCUGGUGAGUGAAAACCAGUUCCUUCCUUCCUUCACUAAUCCUUGAGUUUUUCUGUGCGUUUCCCCACUAAUCCUUGGCUAAUUAAUACAAACCCCUCCUAAAAGGGCUCCGACAAGGAUUCCAAGCGCAAGGAUGCGGAACGAGAUGAGAGAGCCAAGAAGGUACGUAUAUGAUGCAACCUUCUUCAUCCGCAGAACUCUCUGUGUGAGUUGUUUCCCUGAUAAUUAAUGGUUACUGCCCGAAAACAGUCGGUGAGCAUCAACCAGUUCUUGAAGCCGGCAGAGGGUGAGAGGUACUACAGCCCCAGGGGCCGCGGCGGGCGUGGCGGGCGCGGCGGGCGUGGCGGCGGCGGCGAGCGAGGGCCGUUCAGGGGCGGCGGCGACUUCGGCGGCGGUGGCGGCGGAGGCUUCGGCGCGGCGGCUCCGGCCAUCGACGACCCGGGGCACUUCCCCACGCUUGGAGGGAAGCAGUGA
Molecule: messenger RNA, 3339 nt
Organism: Spirodela intermedia
Lineage: Eukaryota; Viridiplantae; Streptophyta; Magnoliopsida; Alismatales; Araceae
Source: the annotation of a GenBank genome assembly